Polyodon spathula (Mississippi paddlefish) is the source of this 3166-nucleotide messenger RNA. Its product is annotated as abl interactor 2. The transcript is spliced from 13 exons. Gene Ontology annotation, molecular function: SH3 domain binding. Bases 290 to 1714 code for a protein of 474 amino acids. The record is from RefSeq and is a predicted model, not a curated record. Gene Ontology annotation, cellular component: lamellipodium. NCBI's taxonomy places the organism in Eukaryota, Metazoa, Chordata, Actinopteri, Acipenseriformes, Polyodontidae.
AGGAGAUCCCGGCUGGACGGAGAGCUUUGCUCGACAGUUACACCAAUCUUGAAAGAGUCGCAGAUUAUUGCGAAAACAACUACAUACAGCAGUACCUGCUCCAGGUGGAUGAUUGACCAACCAAUCCCGGGAACGAAAUUCCCCACGUUCUCAUGCCGGUCAGUCACUCUAUCAGGCCACCUGGUCUGUAGAUAAACAGAGAGCCCUAGAAGAAACCAAAAAUUACACAACCCAGUCUUUGGCGAGUGUUGCCUACCUGAUCAACACCUUAGCCAACAAUGUCCUCCAGAUGCUGGAUAUCCAGGCGUCCCAGCUGCGCCGCAUGGAGUCCUCCAUCAACCACAUCUCUCAGACGGUGGACAUCCACAAAGAGAAAGUGGCCAGGAGAGAGAUUGGCAUCCUGACGACCAAUAAGAAUACCUCGAGAACCCACAAAAUCAUUGCACCCGCCAACCCGGAGAGACCUGUGCGCUACAUCCGGAAGCCCAUUGAUUACACGAUGCUCGAUGAUGUUGGUCACGGAGUGAAGUGGUUGCUUAGAUUUAAGGUCAGCACACAGAACAUGAAGAUGGGUGGUCUCCCGAGAACCACCCCACCCACCCAAAAACCUCCAAGCCCGCCAGUAUCAGGGAAAGGAACGAUUGGGCGGCACUCUCCUUACCGAACCCUAGAGCCUGUUCGCCCUCCUGUGGUUCCCAACGACUACGUGCCGAGUCCGACACGCAACAUGGUGCCCACUCAGCAACAGAGCCCGGUCCGAACUGCUUCUGUUAUGCAGAGGAACCGCACAUACAGCAGCAGUGGGAGCAGUGGAGGCAGCCACCCGAGCAGCCGGAGCAGCAGUCGAGAGAACAGUGGCAGUGGCAGUGUAGGCAUCCCCAUCCCCAUCGCUGUGCCCACCCCCUCCCCACCCAGCGUCUAUCCAGCCCCUGCUGGCUCAGCUGGUACACCACCUGCCCCUACUGCCCCAUCUGCGCCCCCCAACCCUCUCCCUCCUGCCCCUGCCCCCUCUCCCACCCCUCCCUCGGAGGUGGCUGCAGGAGCCCAGCAGUCUACUACUGACUGCUUCACCUCUCCGACUCCCUCUGCUGCUGUAAAUACUCCUGCUGCAGUGACAGGUCAAACUCCCCAGUUCUACAGUAUGAACAGACCAGUGUCCCGACAUGCUGCACCAACAACAGGGGGGUCUCUGCCCUACAGGCGCCCUCCUUCAGUCUUAUCCCAGACCAAUCUGCAGAACCACAUCAACGGAGGCUCCAAUUACAACCAGAGUCAAGCCUCCCUUGCUCCCCCACCCCCCUCUGUCCUACAGAUAACUCCCCAGCUCCCACUGAUGGGCUUCGUGGCGCGGGUCCAAGAGAACAUUUCAGAUGCUCCCCCGCCCCCUCUUCCUGCGGACGAGCCUCUGUUUGACGAGUCCCCUCCCCCGCCCCCUCCCCCAGAGGAUUAUGAAGAGGAGGAGUCUGCGGUAGUGGAGUACAGUGACCCCUAUGCAGAGGAGGAUCCUCCUUGGGCUCCCAGGACCUACCAAGAAAAGGUUGUGGCGAUCUACGACUACUCGAGGGACAAGGAGGAUGAGCUGUCUUUCCAGGAGGGCUCCAUCAUCUACGUGAUCAAGAAGAACGACGACGGCUGGUACGAAGGGGUCAUGAACGGCACAACGGGCCUCUUCCCUGGGAACUAUGUGGAGUCCAUCAUGCAUUACGCCGAAUGAGCCCGCUGCUGCCCCGGCAGUGUUACUUUGGACAAGGGAGGGAACAGUGUUGGGGGAGUCCUUUUAAAUAUCCGAAAGGCUUGAGGAGAUCCAAAGUAAUGCACGCACACUUUGACAAAACAAAGAAAAUUGCAGAAUAAAAUGGAAGGUACUAUUGUAAUAAAACCACUGUCUUUUCUUUAUUGUACAAAGAAAUUGAUUGAAGUGGCGCGAGGUGAUUGAACAAAGCUCUUCCUGCAGUCGGGAGCAAUCCAAGAGGGCUGUUAAUAGGUUUUAUUUUUUUGGACGAGCAAGCUGACGUACUUACACCUGGAGACUCUGUGUGGGGGGGGUUAACUGCUUUUUAUACACUAUUUUACUUUUUCAGAUUCUUAUAUUUAGAUCAUUUGUAUACAGCAGUAUCCAAAUGGCAGAUGUUAAUGUAAAAGGGAUUGUAACCAUACCGGGUGACAGUUUCACUAGUGUGUUCUUUUUGCUUUGGUUGCAUUGUAGGGGGUGAAUACUGUACACUACAAACACUUGGCUUGAAACAGAAAUGCCUAAAGGAUUAAAGGAAGGAGCUGGCAUGUCUUUUCACUGCCAUUUGGUUAUGAAGAGUCAUUUGUAGGUUGCAGUUGUGUUUUCCUCAUCAGGUCUUGGGGUACGUAAUACAAGGUUAAGAGAUACUUCAUGUAUACAUAUUUCCAAAACAAGGUUAAAAAUAUAUACUUGAGUGCUGAAGUUCGUAGAACAAUAGUGUUUGGUAAUUUUUUGCAAAAAGCCAUGUAAUAUUUAAUAUUAUAUGAGGCAGCCCAGCCAAGCAAAUGGAUAUGAAUCUCCUUUUUUUUUUAAAUUUGUAAGGACCUGGAUAUCAAGUCACUGUUUUUUAAUUUUUGUAUCAUUCCCAUGCAGGCAAAUGUUCACAACCAAAUCACCACUGUAGGUAAGAUGAGGUCUUGAGAGGUAGUGGAUGAAUGGAAAUCUUAGUACCGUGUCGGCUCGGUAAACAUGGUGACGGUCAGUCAUGAAUUAAACCAUCGUGUUGACAUGAACGGAUCGCACUGUGUUUAGCUCUGGGAGGUUAGAGGAGAGGAGUACGAUAUACUCAUUAAGCAGCAAGGAUUAGGACUUAAAAGAUGGGAAGCUGCAUUGUUCAGAUCUGAAACCUACAUUGCAAAUCCAGAGAGAUCUUGGCUGUUCUGCCUUGCUUGCGUUCUACUGAGUUUUGCUCCACUCCAAAUUGCACCAAUUUUCAAGGAUACCUGAGAACAAUGUGUAAAAUAAAUCUGCAAGAGGUUGAGGGAAUGGGAAAGAAAUGCUGUUUUUAGUUAUGGGUUCCACCCCAAGCUAAUGAUUUGGAAAAUAUUCCUAAUUGUAAUUGUCCUUCUUGCUAAAAUUGUUUAAUCUUUAUUCAUUUGCUUUACAGAAUUUGAUUUCCUAUAUGUUUCUGAACUGUGCUGAUUUAUAUAUAUA